AUGGUUCGUCGCCGCAGUGACAAUGUCCAGACACUCAUCGUAAGCGAUGGCUACGGUCAGACUGUGGGGCUGUCGGCUAAGCGCCAUCAUCCGGUCCGCAGCGGCCAUUAUGCCAUAUUCACAGAAGAACUUUCAAAGUUGAAUGUCGGUGUUGACGCUGUUCCCUGCCCUGACACAGAAAGAAUUCGGUCAUGGAACGGCGUUGUGAUGCGAUUGAUUGCACCAACGGUGUCCGGGGUGUUCAUUCCUCUUGCUUCAAGUCUGCCUUUCCAGCGUGUAUAA
Molecule: messenger RNA, 282 nt
Organism: Plasmopara halstedii
Lineage: Eukaryota; Oomycota; Peronosporomycetes; Peronosporales; Peronosporaceae
Exons: 2
Coding region: 1-282 (93 amino acids)
Source: RefSeq, a predicted model, not a curated record